UGAUGAAUCUUAAAGCUGUACAGCUUUAAGAUUCAUCAGAAUACAGCGAAUUUAAUGUAUGCUGAAAUGUCAUAUAUAUAUAGAAUGAGAGCAUGCUUUUAAUUUGAGGACUCUUAUAGCUAAAGGGUGUACCGUGUUUUGCACACUUCUGCAGGCUACUGACCCAGCAUCAGCAUUAUAAAUUUGGUAUUGUUUUUCUUUUUUCAGAGUCUGAGGAUGACCUGAAAAGAAAGAUGAAAAGUGGGCGUGUUAGAGUCCGAAGAAUCCUCAGCAGCAGUGACAGUGAGGAAAGCGACAAGGACGUCGCAAUGCAGACACAAAAAAACAAAAACAAAAAACGGGAAGGGCCCAGCAAUAAAUUUUUGGAGAUACUUGCUGCAAAAAAGAAAAAGCUCACAGAAAAAGACUGCACUGAGCAACAAACUCAACUUUCAGCAGCUCAAGAAGAAGUGGCCCGCCUUAGCUCAACAGUUAAGGAACAAGAAGAACUUAAAGAGCUCCGAGCUCUAAAUAGAGAGCUGCAGCGAAAGCUGCUGGAUUCAUUUGACUGCAAGCAAGGAACCACAGCUAGCAUUGCCAGCAGCACAGGCACCACCGCACAGAAGACUGCCGCCAGAGAAAGCACAGGCACCUGAGCUGCCU
Dermacentor andersoni is the source of this 642-nucleotide messenger RNA. The record is from RefSeq and is a predicted model, not a curated record. NCBI's taxonomy places the organism in Eukaryota, Metazoa, Arthropoda, Arachnida, Ixodida, Ixodidae.